Messenger RNA from Pogona vitticeps (central bearded dragon), 1621 nucleotides. RefSeq names its product spermatogenesis associated 17 (gene SPATA17). Gene Ontology annotation, cellular component: spindle pole. The record is from RefSeq and is a predicted model, not a curated record. Gene Ontology annotation, biological process: mitotic cell cycle; spindle organization; establishment of meiotic spindle localization. Gene Ontology annotation, molecular function: calmodulin binding. Lineage: Eukaryota; Metazoa; Chordata; Lepidosauria; Squamata; Agamidae.
CAAGUGCUGGCUCAUGUGGUACACUCGGUUGUCACGGCGACAGCGUGUACACCAUCAAAGGGCGCCGGCUGGGAAUAAGGGAACAUGGCCACUUUAGCCAGACUGCAAGAGAGGCUCCUAGGCUUCAAGGAGGAGUAUUUCCUUAGGAACAGGUAUGUAGAUGAGUACAGAAAAACAGAAUAUGAUGCAGCUGUAAAAAUUCAGAGCUGGUUUAGAGGAUGCAAAGUCCGAGCAUAUAUCAGGCACCUGAACAAAAUGAUGGUUUUUAUCCAGAAAUGGUGGCGGGGUUAUCUAGGAAGAAAAAAAUUCAGAAAAAUGGUCAAGACAGCAUAUUUUAUUAUGAAGAUGAAUUUCUACAAUGAAAUGGCUGUCAGGAUUCAAAAAAGAUGGCGAGGCUAUUACAUCCGAAAAUAUAUCCAUAAUUAUUAUGCACUGAAGAAGUACCUGGAAGCUAUUGCUUUGAAUAAUGAGAUGGUCAGGAAAGAACUGGACGAGUUUGCAGAGAUGAAGGAGAAAGAAGAGGCGAAAAAAGCUCUUGAAAGGGAAGAAAAGAAAAAGGAUUACCUAGCCCGAAAGAUGCAUUACCUCCUUAGCACUGAGCAGAUUGCAGGUAUAUAUAACUCACCCUACAAAAUGUCACCAGAUCCAAUGGAGUUACAGUUAAGGAAGGCUAAACCCAUGAAAGAAAAAAAGAAGCGAUUCCAGAAGGAUGUUAUAGAUCCUCAGUGGCAAACCAAUACAGAUUCUUUUGGCUUCCAGCUAGUGCCAGCUCUUCCUCCUAUUGGAAGACAAAGACCACAGGGUCCCUUUCGUGACCCCGUUGAAGUACUGCAGCAGCGCUACAAGCCUUUGGAGCCAUCUUUGCAGGGAGCAGCAUCAGAUAUGUCACUACAGCUUGCCAGAGAAAAAGUAAAAGAAGAAGAAUGGCGAAAACGGUUACAUGACGAUGUAUUUUUGCCAUUUUCUGGCCACGAACCUGACAAGUAUGUCCCAUCAAUCCAGAGAACAAGCAAGUAUGGUCAAACAAGUUAUGGACUCAAGCAUUUCCGGGAAGAAUACCCAGAAAAAUGGAUUACAAACAAGGACUUCCUCACUGUACUUCCAUCGAUUCAUCUGUUUGGAAAGUAUGGCAAAACUUAUUCCAGAGCUGGACAAAUAGUGUAAAUAUUUCUCUGCCAACGAAUUUUGUGAAAUCUGAAAAGAUAACAAUAAGGGCAUAAAGGUUUUAAACAACAUUUGAAAACAAAACUUUAGAUUGAGAGAACCAUGCUGGACUUCAGGAUCUUCUUUACCUACAUGCAACUACUGUACAAUAUAAACCUAGUAUUGGAAUUCCAAAUUAAUAGCUCAGGAGCCAUCAGCAAGUUCAUGACUUGAAGUGUUUUUGUGAUGGAAUCUGUAAACCUCAUUAGAAAGAGAACUCCAUCUUUUCCUUCAAUAAGUGGUAAUAUUUCUAAUCAGUUUUAUCCACUGAUGAAUUUGGAAAUCAAAGGCACCUUGUGGGAUGAGCUCAUCAAUGUGAAGAAUUAGCUAAAUGAACCUAUUCCAAUAAUAAUUGUGGGGUGUUUUUUACAGUUCUGUGAUGUGCCCUUUUUCUCCAAUUAAAAAAAUGCAAAAUAAA